Messenger RNA from Asparagus officinalis (garden asparagus), 2060 nucleotides. RefSeq names its product cell number regulator 13-like. The coding region runs from base 405 to 1664 and encodes 419 amino acids. Gene Ontology annotation, biological process: cell surface receptor signaling pathway. The record is from RefSeq and is a predicted model, not a curated record. Lineage: Eukaryota; Viridiplantae; Streptophyta; Magnoliopsida; Asparagales; Asparagaceae. The transcript has 9 exons.
UACAGAAGGCUCAACUCACAGAGGAGGAGAGAGAAAGAAGAGAGAGAGAGAGAGAGAGAGAGAGAGAGAGAAAGGGAGAGGGGGAUUUAGAUCAGAAGCAGCAUUUUCGUCGUCUUCGUCUCAGAGAGCCACGAGCGCCUCUCUCUGGCAAUCUCAGAGCAAUGCCUGCUCUUUCACUCAAUUUCAUGCUCUCUUUGUUUCCAGAGAGACACAAUUAGAGAGAGAGAGAGAGGGAGCAGGAGAUUUGAAAAAAAUUGAGCAGAUUUUGGUCAUUUUUUCUCAAUCUUUUGCAGGACACCGGUUGGAUCUUCUCCUCUCUUGAAUGCUGAAAAUUCCUCAACAAAAACCUGAAAUGUUGAUCUAGCUCGAAAACCUAGGGUUUCUUUGAGAAAUCGGUGGAAAAAAUGGCUUCUUGGGAUCAACUAGGCGAGCUCUCUAAUGUUGCGCAGCUCACUGGCCUCGAUGCUGUUAAACUUAUCGGAUUGAUCGCUCGGGCAGCGAAAACUGCUCGAAUGCACAAGAAAAACUGCAGGCAGUUUGCUCAGCACUUGAAAUUGAUUGGUAAUUUAUUAGAACAGCUCAAGAUUUCUGAGCUUAAGAAGUAUCCGGAGACCCGGGAGCCAUUGGAGCAGCUUGAGGAUGCGUUGAGGAGGUCUUACAUACUUGUUGAUAGCUGUCAGAAUCGAAGUUAUCUUUAUUUGUUGGCUAUGGGGUGGAAUAUUGUUUAUCAGUUUAAGAAGGCUCAGAAUGAGAUCGAUCGGUAUUUGAAGAUUGUUCCGUUGAUUACCCUUGUCGAUAAUGCUCGCGUGAAGGAGAGACUGGAAUACAUUGAAAGGGAUGAACGUGAAUACACUCUGGAUGAAGAGGACAGAAAGUUCCAGGAUGCUAUACUAGAUCGUGAUCCUUCUCGAAAUCAUACAGUGGUGCUUAAGAAGUCUCUGUCCUGUUCUUAUCCAAACCUGCCGUUUGAUGAAGCCCUGCAGAAAGAAAAUGAAAAGCUUCAGAUGGAACUUCAACGAUCACAGACCAUUGAUCCUGGUCAAUGUGAAGUAAUUCAACAUCUGAUUGGGGUGACACAAACUGUUGCCAGUGCUCUCCCAGAGAAAAGUGGUCCACUAAAAAAACCAACCAAACUAGAAUCAGUUUGUUCGGAUGCCGAUAAUGGCAAAGGGCAUUCUUUAGAUGGGAAAUAUCUUGGUCAAAAAAGUGAUACUAAGUCGUCGUUAAGAUAUGCUUCCUCUGUUUCUUCAGGCCAUGAUUUGAUAUCAGACAGAGGAUCACACAGGCAUGAUGAAUGGCAGUUUGAUCUACUGGAUUGCUGUUCAGAACCAGGCUUAUGUAUGAAGACUUUAUUUUACCCUUGCGGAACAUUUUCAAAGAUAUCUUCGGUUGCCAAAAACAGACACAUCUCAUCAGGAGAAGCCUGCAAUGACCUGAUGGCUUAUUCAUUAAUAUUGUCUUGCUGCUGUUACACCUGCUGUGUCAGGAGGAAGCUCCGUCAUAUGUUAAACAUCACGGGAGGGUUUUGUGAUGAUUUCUUGUCACACAUGAUGUGUUGUUGCUGUGCCCUUGUUCAAGAAUGGCGAGAAGUGGAGUUUCGUGGAGUUCGUGGUCCAGAGAAGACUAAAACGAGCCCUCCCCCUUCUCAGUAUAUGGAACAUUAACUGCCAAUUGCGAGCUGCUUGCAAUUUGCUCUGAGUUCGAAGUCGGUCAAAAUCUCAUCGAUCAGAUAGACCGAUACCAAAAGUAGUAGCAGUUUGCACUAGCCAUUAAGAUUUUAGAGUUGUUCCUCUGUAAAUUCCGUAAUUCUCAUUUUCUGUAUCAUACGAACCUUGAUCUACAGUAGAAGAGUGUUUCUCGAACCCCGCCAUGAUAUAGUUCUGUGAAUGAAGCCCUUUUUUAUUUUUUCCCUGUGUUCGCCAUAGAGAAUUUAAAUGCUUGUUGUUGCUUGUAUUAAUGCUUACACGAGUGCGUUUUAUUCAAAAACUGAUCUUGCAUCAGAUAUAGAGGUGUAGAUGGAUCAAUGUCCUUGCCUGUACGCAAAUGGUCAAAAGUUUAUC